CCAGUUAACAGGUCAACCCCCUUGACGCCACAGAACAUAGAGCAUGAAUUUAAACUUUGAAAGAACCUUCUCAGAACAACACCUCAAUUUGCUCUGCUCGCCAUGCUUCUCUUAUGAAACAAUUUCGUUUUAUUAUUUUCUUGUUAAUUUCACUUUUAGCUAAACAACUCUCUCUUCUUCUUUCUCUAUAUGAAUAUUCGAAACUCUAUUUACAAUAUAUAUCCAUAUCACCAACCUGGAUCUUCAAGUUUUUCGGUGAAUUACUACUACUUAUCAUCCCACUUAUAGCGUCAUUAAUGUCAACGUUGAAGCUAUGCACAUGUUGUUAUUGAAGGGUGAUAUUAUUGAUUAAAGAUUCCCACAUACCCCAAUUUGAAGUUUCGUAAAGAAAUGUUUCAUUUCCAUACAAACCUUUCUAUUCUCCUCCUUCUCACAACAAUCUUGGUGUUGUUCAACACAACAAGAGGCAAGAACCACAAUAACUGCAACCGUAGUUGCGGAGAAUAUUCCUUGCCGUACCCUUUUGGUUUCUCCGAUGAUUGUGAAAUCAAACUUAACUGCACCACCACCAACAGAAACAAGAGAGUCCAAAUUGGAAAUCUGCAAGUCCAGAACGUAACAUCUGAAAGCAUAUUCAUCACUCUCCCGGCCGAAUGCAACCGGGGAAAGGAUUUUAUAGAACCCCUCUUCGGAGAAAACUAUGGUCCAACAUGGAACAACAGCUUCCUCGUACAAGGCUGUGAACACGAGCUUGGAGGCUGCAAUAUCCCAAUAGCUAGUUUCGUUGGGAGCCAGAGUGAGAUUAAAGGGUGUGAUAGAAGAAGUGAAAACAUUAGUUGCUUCACAAAACCGCCGCAACAAAAGGAACGUGCCGAUGUUGUGAGUGUUACGGAUUGGCGAGGAAUUGGGUGUAGGUCGUUGUUUUCUGCUUUUGCUUUUGAUAAGAGUAAAGAGGUAUCGCUGCAGUUUCAGGUGGUUGAGUUGGGGUGGUGGCUUGAAGGGUCGUGUGGGAUUUGUUCUGAGAAUGCGAAUUGUGAUAAGGUCAAUGUUGGAGCAAGUAAGAACGGGUUCAGGUGCCACUGCCAUGACGGUUUCAGAGGAGAUGGCUUCAACAACGGUAUCGGUUGCCAGAAAGUUUCUUAUUGCAAGGGCUCAAGAUUGAAGUUUGGAAGAUGCGGGGAAGGAAUCAAAAUUGGUGUCCUUAUUGGAGUUGGUGCCUUCCUGGUUGCAGCUGUGUCUCUGGUAUGUUACUUCACCAGGCGCCGCGCCAAUUGGCUGCGAAAACAAGUUCGAGCAAAGCAUAUAUUACAAGAAGCUGCAGGCAACAACAGUGUCCCUUUCUACCCUUACAAGGAAAUAGAAAGAGCCACAGAUUUUUUCUCUGAGAAAAACAGGUUGGGAACUGGGGCUUUUGGUACAGUUUAUGCUGGAAACCUUCACAAUGAUGAGUGGGUUGCUAUAAAAAAGAUCAAAUACAGGGACACCAAUAGUAUUGACCAAGUAAUGAAUGAGAUCAAGUUACUAUCUUCGGUGAGUCAUCCGAAUUUAGUCCGCCUCCUCGGCUGCUGCGUAGAGGAAGGAGAACAGAUACUUGUUUACGAGUUCAUGCCGAAUGGAACUCUAUCACAACAUUUGCAGAGGGAGAGAGGUGGAGUACUUUCUUGGACAGUAAGGCUCACAAUUGCAACUGAAACCGCCAACGCCAUUGCAUAUCUCCACUCUGCAAUAGAUCCUCCAAUUUAUCACAGAGACAUAAAAUCCAGUAACAUACUCUUGGACUAUAACUUCCAAUCAAAAGUUGCAGACUUUGGCCUUUCCAGGAUUGGCAUGACAGAAACCUCUCAUAUCUCGACAGCGCCGCAGGGGACACCUGGCUAUGUUGACCCUCAAUACCAUCAGAAUUUCCAUCUUUCUGAUAAAAGCGAUGUGUAUAGCUUUGGAGUGGUUCUUGUUGAGAUAAUAACUGCCAUGAAAGUGGUUGAUUUCGCAAGGGCUCGUAGCGAGAUUAAUUUGGCUGCACUUGCUGUUGAUAGGAUUAGGCGUGGAUUGGUAGAUGAGAUCAUUGAUCCCUACCUUGAACCACAUAGAGAUGCUUGGACUCUCUACUCUGUUCACAAGGUAGCCGAGCUUGCGUUUCGAUGCCUGGCUUUUCAUAGCGACAUGAGGCCAACCAUGAUGGAAGUUGCCGAGGAGCUAGAACACAUCAGACGAAGCGGUUGGACGACUAUGGAAGAAACCAUCUACAUGGCUUCACCGGCCGUGUCCGCCUGUUCGUCGCCUCGAAACAGAAGCCAGAAGUCAAUGAAUAGUGUCCAUUUUGAGAGAGCGGGACAAGAGAGUGAGGCAUUUAGUGUUGUUCCAUUGGAAGAGGUAAGGGAGAGUUCCCCAGUUUCUGUGCAUGUUGCUUGGUUAAGUGGACCUAGCUCACCCUCAACUAAUAGCUUGUUGGGAAAUGUAGUUCAGUGAAAGUAGUUAAUAGUUGUGUUCUCUUUGCAGUUGUGGGAUAUAGCCCAUUUUUGUGUGUGUGAUUUCAGUUAGGAUCUUGGUUUCCUUUCCUCUCUGAAUUGUGCUAACGAUAUCCAAUGAAAUUCUUCAAUUUUCGGAUAAGCAAACUUUGAAUA
Messenger RNA from Arachis duranensis, 2621 nucleotides. RefSeq names its product wall-associated receptor kinase-like 14. Gene Ontology annotation, biological process: protein phosphorylation. The record is from RefSeq and is a predicted model, not a curated record. Gene Ontology annotation, molecular function: ATP binding; protein kinase activity. The transcript has 4 exons. Bases 391 to 2466 code for a protein of 691 amino acids. NCBI's taxonomy places the organism in Eukaryota, Viridiplantae, Streptophyta, Magnoliopsida, Fabales, Fabaceae.